Molecule: messenger RNA, 778 nt
Organism: Ascoidea rubescens DSM 1968
Lineage: Eukaryota; Fungi; Ascomycota; Saccharomycetes; Ascoideales; Ascoideaceae
Gene: GEP4
Product: phosphatidylglycerophosphatase
Exons: 1
Coding region: 23-661 (212 amino acids)
Biological process (GO): cardiolipin biosynthetic process
Cellular component (GO): mitochondrion
Molecular function (GO): phosphatidylglycerophosphatase activity
Source: RefSeq, a predicted model, not a curated record
UUCUUGUUCUCUUUUAUUGAAAAUGAAUAUAAGUGCAACUUUGAACUCCAUUAGAUUAUUAUUUAAUCCCAAUUUAGCCUUACCUCAUCAAGUUUGCAAUGAUUUCAAUUCGAUAAAGGUUCCGAUCGGACAGUUUAUUAUACAAAAUCAGCCUAAAAUAAAAGCAAUAGUUCUUGAUAAAGAUAAUUGUUUCGCUGAAAAGGGUGAUGAUAAAGUAUAUGCUGGAUACACUGAAAAGUGGAAAGAACUAAUAAACUAUUAUUCUAAAAACAAUAUUCUUAUUGUCAGCAAUUCUGCGGGGACAAAUGAUGAUAUUAAUCAUUCACAAGCCAAAAUACUUGAAAAAGAAACAGGAAUAGCUGUUUUAAGGCAUUCCACAAAGAAACCUGGGUGUUAUAAUGAAAUAAUUGAUCAUUUUAAGAAAAGGGGUAUUGUUAAUGGUCCUGAGGAGAUAUUAAUUGUUGGAGAUCGAUUAUUUACAGAUGUUUUAAUGGCGAAUUUAAUGGGGUCUUGGAGUAUUUGGAUUAAAAAUGGAGUGGUAAGGUCCGAGAGUAUCAUUUGUAAAUUUGAAAGAUAUUUGUAUAAAAAUUUGGUAAAAAACUCAAACAACUUUCCUCAAUUUCCUAAAAAUGCAAACAAUUUUCCUAAAGGAUUUAAAUAAAUAUUAUUUAUAGAAUAUAAAUAAAAAACCAAAAUAAAGUAAAAUAAAAUGAAAUGAAAUGAAGUAAAGUGAAAUAAAGAAAAAUGAAAUAAAAAAUGUUUGAGAAUUAAACAAAAU